CUGGGGGGUUUGAACUUUACAACGGAUGAUGUUGGUGAUGUUCUUUCAAUAUCAGGAUUUGCUCUUUUGCUCUGUCAAAUCUUCCUUUAUUCACCUAUGGAGAAAGCAUUUGGACCCAUUAAUCUUGCUCGCAUUGCAGCGGCUUUAUCCAUCCCUCUCUUGCAAAGUUACCCUUUCAUAGCGAUGUUAUCUGGCUUCACACUGCAUCUAGUGAUAACUAUUGCUUCCGUCUUUAUGUUAUGUUUCCCUACAAUAAUUGAUACCAGUUUAUUCCUUUUGCAAAACAGAGCAGUGGAACAACACCAAAGAGGAGCGGCUAAUGGUAUUGCUAUGACAGCUAUGUCACUUUUCAAAGCAGUUGGCCCUGCUGGAGGUGGAGCAGUAUUAACUUGGUCGCAAAAGCGGUUAAAUGCUUCUUUCCUUCCGGGUACUCAUUUGGUGUUUUUUGUGCUGAACCUAGUGGAAGCACUGGGCCUGCUGAUGAUGUUCAAACCAUUCCUGGCUGAGAAAAAGACAACCCCAUCACAGCGGUCAUAAUGAUGUUAAUAACAUGUUUCAUAACCAUGCAGUGAUGAAGCAAUCAUCAAUCCUGAGAUAUUUUUGUGAAGGGGAUGCUACUGGCUAAUUAAUAGGACCAAUAUAUAUAUAUAUAUAUAUAUGCAUGCAUGCAUGUACCAGCCUUUCCUGCGGAUUUCUGGUA
Messenger RNA from Prosopis cineraria, 700 nucleotides. RefSeq names its product protein ZINC INDUCED FACILITATOR 1-like. Gene Ontology annotation, biological process: regulation of stomatal closure. The record is from RefSeq and is a predicted model, not a curated record. The transcript is spliced from 7 exons. Gene Ontology annotation, cellular component: plant-type vacuole membrane; plasma membrane. Gene Ontology annotation, molecular function: solute:potassium antiporter activity. The coding region runs from base 97 to 537 and encodes 146 amino acids. Lineage: Eukaryota; Viridiplantae; Streptophyta; Magnoliopsida; Fabales; Fabaceae.